Molecule: messenger RNA, 684 nt
Organism: Entrophospora sp. SA101
Lineage: Eukaryota; Fungi; Glomeromycota; Glomeromycetes; Entrophosporales; Entrophosporaceae
Source: the annotation of a GenBank genome assembly
AUGUUAAAAUCUGCCAAAAUCCAGGAAAUUUAUUUAGGUGAUUUAAUCCCUUAUCUGCCAAAUAACUUUCAUGAAAAUCGAGAACUUCACUUUGAAAAUAUCAGAGAAUUCCAUUAUGUUAAUACAGAUUCGCCUGGUUUAUUGAAUAAUUUUGUUGGAAUUGCUAAUGAAAUAAAAAAAAUAAGUGUUGAAAUAAAAAAACCUGACGAGGCUGGUGAUGGAUUUGGUGAACUGAUAAAUCGGCAAUCUAAAUUAAGAAUAAUGCACCUUAUUGUAGAAAAAGAUUGCUCUUUAUUUAGAACUACAUUGGAGGUAUUAUUGGGUAAAUCAGGCUUGUUAACCGAAUUCAAAGGCUAUAUUCACACUAUGGAUGAAAUGUUGAAAGAAGGAGCAGAAUUCACAAACAUGAAAAAAUUGAACCUAUUUAAUCAUUAUGAUGAUGAGAAUAAUUCAAUGAGUUAUUUCAAGCAUGCUGAAUUUCCAUCACUUGAAGAAUUUCAUUUUCAGUUUAAUGCUGAAGGUGAUAUAGAUGAUUUUAUUCAGUUUAUUAGCCAAAAUGGGUCAAAUCUAAAAGUUAUUGUCAUUGAAGGCAAUCCUGACGAAAUUUCACUUGAACUUUUCAUCGAAAAAAUCACAAUAACUUGCAGAAAUUUAAAACGUUUAUCGACCCCUAUAUCACCAUGA